CACACACAUUACAGGGCCAUUUAAACACUGAGUCUGCACCUGCUGAAGAAGAGAGGAGCAAACAGGAAACAAGCAUAUGCCGACCGAGAGGAGUUCACAGACCGCAGGGCCAGCUACAAGAGACAAAAAAAACCGCAAUGAGUGAUUAUAACAGACGCACACAGGGUGCACCAACAGGAAGCAACAAGCCUACGCGCUUGGCAGGAGGAAGUGUUGGUGUUUGACAGAGCAGCUCACCCCAUCCUCCUGAGGCUCUACAUACAGCUCCUCACCGAUCCUGGACAGAGAGUGGAUGGCUUUGGCCAGGACUGGACAGACGGUAGGAACACAAACAUAAACAGUUCAUGUAAUAAACAGAUUAUCAUCUUCAAACUAGUAUUACUGGCAGAGAUGGGGCUGAUAAAGGUUGACGCGGUUUGCUACCUUUGACGUUUCCUCCUGUCACAACGCAGUCCAUCUCAAAUUAAAAACUUCUCUUCUCUCAACUUAGCAAACUAGGCUAAAAGUUAGCCGAAACCUGCUCUCGAACUCCAACAACAAACGAACCAGGGAUUGUUAGUUACACGCCUCAGAGAAACCCUCCCUGCACUAGAAAUUUUUUACUAUUUUGUUCUAUUUUUUCAGUUUUAAAUUUCCGUCGCAACUCAACAUGUUUGCAGCCACUCGUAAGAACCCUUGCGUUGUUUACGCCGCCAUAACCCGCUUCCGCUGCGAUGACGAAUCAGAGAGGUAGGAACUCAAAGAGGCGUGGUUUCGACUCAGAGCAUGCGCAGUGGGCUCCUGCAGGUUAUCAGCGCUAAAUCAAACGUAAGUAGUGGAGAGUUGGGUAAGAUGAGCCAUUUUACAUAUUUCAGAUCACUACAUCAAGGUAAUCAUAGUUUUGUCUCUAACUAGUGUAUCUGCAUAUAUUUUAAGAUGUUGUGUAUCCCUGCAAACCAACAGAAUGAGUGUAAACAUAACUGUCUUGAUAAUAUAGCAUGCCAAAAAAAAGUGGUCUCCUAUGGUCAACUUACCCCGUGUAUGGGGUAAGUUGACCAUAGGAGCGGGGUAAGUUGAACUGUAUCCCUACUAUCCCCCCACUAUCCACCCCAGCCCUUCCUCACCUUCUCUCUCCCUAAAUAACAGUCACUUCUCCACAAUCAUGUGUAUUUUUAUCUAUAAUACACUAUUCAGCUGGUACAAUAAUUAUUUUUAUUAUUAUUGCAUAUAACUGCUAAAAAGCUGUUUUGUAAAAAAAAAAAAUCACUUGUAAUGUUAUCAGGAUUAAAAAGAUUUUAAAAAAUCAUGUGGAAACAAAGACACAAUCUCCCAGUUUGGGAAGAGUGUCAGUGUCAUUUACUGUGAGUGGGUUGUAUCUUUUUUCCAAAAUAAAAUUAGUUUUUUCUAAACUCCCAUAAGUCUGGUUGUUCCACAGGUCAUAGCUGGGUACUCUGUGUUUCUUUCAUUCUGAAGACACAAAUAGCAGCUGUGCACUGAAAAUGCCCUGUAAUUACUGCUCAUAGGUCACGGUGGGAAGGGAGAUGGUGAGUGCACAUGUGUAACUAAGGGAGAAAGAGACAUAAACGGAACAGAAGGGAGGGGAAACUGAAAGAUGGGCAGAGAGAGACAGAGAACGAAAAAGAGAGUGACUGUCAGUACACAAUUAUCUCACCUCACUGGUCUUUCUUGUUGGUCUGCUUUAGGGUGUAAAAUCUGGGGAACGUUGCACCGUCUCUCCUCCCAUUGAUAGAAAUGUCUGUUGCUUAAAGGGAGUGACUUAAAACGACCUUUUUUGAAUCCACAGACGAGAGAAGCAGAGUUUGGAAAGACUUGGGAAGAAGGAAGUCCGAUUUCUGUCAAGAAGAGAGGAGCUGCUGCUGAAACCUAGAUGGAUUAUGGAGGAGCGGAAGCAGUAAGACAGCAAAACAUCCAUCCAAGGCAGAGAAAGAGAGGACACUGAGGAAUUAAAGCCUAAAAAAUGGGCCUGACAUCAUAUUCAAAGUGAGUCUUUUUUAAUGAUAAUGGAGAAAGAUUGGAAAGUAAAAAAGAAGGGGGCUACCCUCGUAAAAUUUGGACAAUGUGGCUGUGUUAUCCACACAAAGAUUCUUUUUCUUUCACUUUGUCUUGAUUCUUUUUAACUCCACACUUCACCGAUGUCUGUGAGCGAUCCGUCCAUGUCGAGAGGACUAUACUGUUGUGUUUACAUCGUCACAUUUCUCUGGAUUUGAUACACUGCAGCCUUAAUCAGAAAUGUCUCAGCCACGAAAUUCAUCAGACUCUCAGGCCCUGCUGCAGUCCAUGUUGCAGAAGCUGAAACUCCAACCAGGGAGAGAGGGUCAGGUGUACCUUCACUCACCUUUACCCAACACAGCUGCUCCAACAUGGGGGCAGGAUGGAGACAGAGGGACAUCUGACCCCCAGGGAGUAAAGAGCAGUCCUGUAAAUGGAUUUGAAUCCAGUACUAAGGGUUUUUCCUCACAAGACUUUGGGAUCUCUGCAGCCAAGAUGCAGCAACCAGACCGUGCAAGUGAAGGGCAUGGUUAUCGUUUUUCCUUCCCCACCCAGAAAGACAACACUGACAGCAAGACGGGUGAGAACAGGGUGACGGGACAGACCACAAAGAUCCCAAAAGGAAGAGAACAGCUGCUUCCUGCUGUUUCACUCAAGGAUGUUGGUAUCUCUUCCUCUGGGAGGACUGAUGAAGAGAGGGGGAGUUUGGGCAGUUCUGCAAUGACAAGUCACACCCCUGACGAUAAAGAUGCUGAGACAAGCACAGGACAGAGUCAGGAGCCGGGUCAGGGUUUCACCCCCAGAGUCUACUCUUGGUCCCUGAAGCCCGCAGAUGGAAAUAUUGACACAGGGAGUCAAGCAGGCGAAGUGUUGCACAUGGGAAAUGGAGGAUUUGGAGCCAAAGACUUGCAGGUUUCACCAACAGGGAAAACAAACAGCCUCAGUAGAAGACAGCAACGAACAACAGGGAAUAAAACAAGGAGAUGGACUCAGAAGAUCAAAGAGAAAUGGAGGGACAGGCAGGGAAGUUUUGGGAAAAAGGGAAAAGAAGAAGGAGCAGGAAACAACCAGCAAGGAAGUGGAGUGAGUGAAGCUUUUAGUUAUUGUCAAAACUUAUCAGAAAUAACAACAAACUGAAACUUAAUCUACUUCACAGGUUUUAUCUGAAAACCAGCUGAUUACACCAGAAAUUCUUAUCAACACAUCAAAUAAAGAAGAAGGAAGAAUGACCCCUUCAUUAAACAGCAGCGAUUCCAGUGAAACUCCUGCUGCACACACAGACGAAAGUGAUGGAUAUAUGAGGUUAGCAACCAGACAGUGUCAAAAAUAUGAAACAAAAAUGCAUGAAUACAUUCUAAGCAAUGCUAAAGCCAUAAAGACACAUGUUUAAAGUUCUCUGUCUGGGUUUGCUGAUUCGCCUCUCAGGCGAAAAGCAACGCAGAGUGAGAUAUGUGAAGUAUUUGUGAGACUGAAACCACAGCUACGAUAUUAGUUUGGCCUCAUAUUUGUUCCUUCUAAUGUGCCAAACACACCCCAUCACUGACAGCAGCUGUCAUCACAGCUUGUAAGACACACUUUAGCACUGCGAUAAGUCACAUGAAAUUUUUAAGACGUGUCUUAAGAGGUAACAUCAUCAGUAAGAUAUUCAAAGGUCGUGCUACGAUUAAAAAAUACUGUAUCUUUUUAAAAUCCCUUUUUGUAAAAUUGCAUCACACCAACUAACACAAUAUCAGUGCUCAUUUUAUCACACAGAGUGGUCCUUGUCAUUGUAAUAUGAUCUCUGAUGCCCUGUCUGUAAGAUACAUUUUACUGAGUGCUGCUUGCGUCAGAGUCCCUGUCUGCUCUAGAGUCAUUUUGGAUUUCCAAACGACAUCCUUUCAUCGGCCAUUAACAGAUUUACUUGAAAUCUGUGUGGUAACUUUUGAUUCCAGCCAUCACAAAACUAUUGUCUAGUUUAUUGUGUAUUCUUCCAACAAAAUGCUCUGGGUAGCAGAAUAUCACACAUGCACAUGCAGCUCCCUCAUCUUGUUCAUCAAGUCCCACUGAAGACUUAUAGCUAUAAUAGCAACAUUCAGUGUUAAGUCUUCAAACAUUGCUUGACUUUUAAACCUAUAACAGUGUGUCUUUGCUUAAUAAUAAUAAUGAAUUUUAUUUAUAGCACGCUUUUACAAGCGCUCAAAGAUGCUUUAUAAGAAACACAAUUUAAAAUAGAGAAAAUUUGGAGUAAUAAGACAAACAAUGUAAAAUGUAAAAAAAAGACAUAUUAUGAAAAGACAAUAAAAGAUCAGUUCACAGGUUAAAAGCCAAUUUAAAAAGUUGUGUUUUUAGGAGUGAUUUGAAAGUAUGGGGGUCUGUACAGUCUCAGAUGGGUUUGGGGAGUGAAUUCCAGAGGGUUGGGGGCAGCAACGGAGAAGACUCUGUCCCCCCCAAGUUCAGUGCUUGGUCCGAGGGGGUAGGGCAAGGAAAUUUCCCUCUGAGGAUUGGAGGGCACGAGAGGGGGUGUAGUAGUGGAGCAGGUCUGUGAGGGAGGUGGGGGCCAGGUUGUUAAGUGAUUUGUGGGUCAAGAAUGGGCUGCCUGCUUGUGUGUAUACAGUAUGUGUAAUAGGGGUUACACUAACUAAUCAAAUAGUCGACUCAUCGUCGGCACUGUUGGCAAUCCUCAACUACUCAGACAGUCAAUAUCACAGCAGGGCAUUGGCUCUGACAUGGGGCUAAAGGUGGGUUUUGUCUAGAAAAGCCACAUCGCCACUCUUAACUGUGAUUUCAACAGUGUGGGAUCUCAAUGUGGAGUGCCCGUGAGGUUAGCAUAACAGAAAACAACACUUAUGACUAUUUAUCACACAAUUAUUCUUACAUGAUGACAAGUUGACUCGCUGACCACUACUUUGAAAAACUUGACAGCUGGUAAAAAUAGUCAUGAGACUCUCUGAUGUGUAAGGACUUGUGCAUGAAUAGGUCAGGGAUGACAGGGCUUGUGUUUUCAGUACGUAUGUGUGUUCAUGUUGUAUUAAAUGAAGUUGAAGUGAAUUGAACUCUCUUGUGACAGGUCCACUGGGGACUUUGAGUUUGGCCUAGGCUCCUUCAGUUUACUAGAGGAGAUCGUUACGGGUCAAGAAUGGGCCAAAUUUCUGAACCCAAACCUGCCAUCCCCUUUGACCAGUCAGAGACCGUCAGAGAAACUUCAAACUACACAACUUCAUCAUGAUUCAGUCGACUCAAAUCCUCAUGGAGCCAACAAGUUGAACUUGAUGGGGGCUGAGGCAAGACCCUGCUCAGUUGUGAGCAUGGGACAGACUUCACCUGAUGUGUUCCUGCCUGUCAGCAUGGACGUUUCAGGAGGGAAACAACAGCUGGAUGUUCACAGAGAGGCUGAUCACUCAGAACCAAUGGAGCAUGGACAUAACCAAUCAGACAUGCAGUCAGAGGAGAGUGGACAACAACAAAGACCAUCCUUAUUUUUAAGGGUCAGUUAUCAUAUGAACAUACAAAACAGCUGUAUUCGUUCUUUGUAAUCAUCUGAUUUUAUCUAAACUAAGAGAUCAAACUGAAAUGAUAUCACAGAGGGUGGACUUUAAUGUACAAAUGUAUGUUUCUCACCCUAUUACCUUGUUGUAUUUGCAGCCUAUAGAUCUUUUGGAUAACUCAGCGCUAAAGAGCAGAGUUCAGCUCAACAGAAAGCGGCAGCAUCAGUCAGCUGUGAGGACAGACCCCAGGCUUCAAACAAGUCCUGGAAAAGCAACAGCCACAGGUCAGAGCACCUGUACAUUUAGGGUUCUGAUGACACACUUUGGGUUGUUGCCACGUGUUGAUGAAGUUGUGUUUUUUUUUUAAAUGGAAAACUCUGCUCUGUUGUCUCUUUCCUCAUAGAAGAGGGGUCCAUGACUCCAAACAGGGAGAUAACAAAUAAGACAGGGGAGGAGUCUCAACAUGACGUCCAGCCUUUGUACUCCCUCAAGUCUGCUCAACCUCUGUCUCCUUCUUCGGCUCCACCCAAGGGCGUUCUCAAACACUCCAUAUCCCGGGAGUCAGAGUCCUCAAUGGAAGUGGAGUCAAAAAGGGUGAGUCCAAAGAAAAAGUACUGUAAAUGGGAAUAACGCUGCCUCCUUGUGGUGGAAAAGUGUAGCUUAUCAGUGUCCCAAGUCAGUACAUCACGACAAAAGACUUGGCAGGUUGGGGAGAGAUGAGGUGGUAGCCUUGAUUUCACACAUACCUGAUGCAUGAAAGUUACCUGUAGAAAAAAACCUAUAAAGUUACAGACAUUUUAAUUUUUUUCCAUAUUCACACAACAAUUGUUUGUUGUUUUCCUAAACUACUUUCUUGACCAUUUUGUCAAUAACUUCAAAGAGAUAUCGUAAUGAAACAAGAAGUUAGCGCAUAUAACAGGGUAAAAAUAUGUCGUCUAAAGGCAGCGCACUUAAAACCAAACAGCUAAAAAUUUAUUUAUAAUUCUUAUUUAUUUUCAUACUUAUAUAAGGAUGACAUCACUUUAGCCAUGUGGACAAUCCAACAGUGUUUUUUUACUAACUUCAAUUGGAAAUACACUUUUCUAAGUUUAUUCGACUGAUUGGAAAUUAAAACUCUAAACACUGUCUCAGGUUUUUGUUUCACCAAAUUAUGCUCUUCUUUACAUGAGUAUUUAAUUAAUUGGUAACAUGAAACAGACUUUUAGAAGUUUGAUCUCAAUGCUGUCUUUUUUAAACCCAAUGUACUAAAGAAUAAAGAAUAAAAACAUUUUUCAAUGGUCAUCACAUCUUACUAACCAUUUCUCAUUUCUUUUUGUAUUUUAAUCCUCUUCGUCCCUCUCUGGAUCAGAGGCGAGUUGAGGAGAACCGGCGAGUUCGCUUCUCAGAGGAAGUGCAGGCCAUACCGCCUCUGGAGAUGGAUCUGGAUGACUCUGAUGAGGAAGACUCAGAAGCAGAGGAGGACUCUGUGAUCAGUGAGGAGUUUGAGGCGGAGCGGGUAGUGAUGGAGGAGGUGGUCCAUGCACGCCGGCCUGCCCUGCCCGCCUGGAUCUUGGCGCUGAAGAAGAUGAACAGCGGGAAGAAGCACAAAUAAUCUCAGUGCAAAAGUGGUUUCUUUCAAAGACUUUCUUGCCUGUGUUUAAGAUGUUUCGAAAAAGGCAUGUCUGGCAAAAAGUAUUGCACUUAUUUAACCCUGGAACAGAAACAUUAAUGCAUCAUAACCUUGACUUUUGUGGAUGCGGGACUCAUGGAACCACUUCAGCUUUCAUCAGCUGAGUGUUUUUCUCCAGUAAGCACUGACUGUUGUUGACUUGUUUUGUUUUAGACAGUUUAAGCUCAGCUGCAUAUUUUAAUGCCUUCUCUGGACUGUCAUUGUGUUGGGAUAACUUUGUGCCUUCAAAAUUACAAACAUCCACUGCCAAUGUUUUGUGCUCUUAAGAGCUAAAAUUGUUUCCAGUAACCAGGGGCGCAGGCUUGCCGCAAAUUUAAAGGUCUAAUCCCACAAAGACUCUCAAAUUCAAGCGUCAAAUAUGAGUUUCAUUGUGGAUUUUUUUUUUACAUUUUACAUUUUCUUGUCUUUUAUUCGAUGAUAUCCACUCUGUCUGUGCAGACUGGAUCAUUUGCUGUCAGUGUUACAUCAUUUGCAGAAGUAUUUAACUGAUUUUAAGGAGCUUUUCCAGCUUUUAUUCGCAAUAUUGUGAAGCCUUUUCCUUCAAACAAACUUGGUCACUCUGUCUCAGUAUAGUUGGUUAGUUAGUUCAAUACUUUGUCACAAUCUUACCUGAAUAUUUUCUUGCUUUUAAGAUGCUUAUUCCUUAACAAAAAAGAAAACAUUACCACGUAUGACACAAUUGAAACAAAUAUCAGACAAAGACACCUUUCAGUCAUCAUUCAUUAUCACCAUAUCCUUAAGAAUUACACUCUGGGAAAACCUCACCAAAUACAAAUAUGGUGGUAUAGUGUGUACGACUCUGUCUGGCUUCAUCAACUUUACUACAAACAGAAUCAGUAGAGGUGCAUUUAGGAAAAACUGCUCAGUCCAUCUUUGGGAAGAAACACCUAGAGUGUCUUGUAUGUCGGGGUAUCACAUCAGUGGAAUCCAGUACAGUAGUUAAUGAAAGAGUGACCAUAAAAUAUCAAUGCUGAUACCAUAUUUACCACUAUAGCUGUAUCAUCUGAUCACAUGCAAAAUACCAGAUUGUCAGAUCUUUUUAUUCUGUUAUAUUUUAUUUGUUUUUCUGCACUGUUGGACAUAUUUUCUUAUUUUUAUGAUGCCACAUAACAUCUUAUCAAAGGGCCAGCCUUUCAGUAACAGCUGUUUGUGUCUACAUUUACCUUUGAUGUUGAUCAAUAGAGAUAGUUCCUUCUCGAAUGAGUGGAUGAGAUAAGAAAAGAUAAGAUAAAGAAUGAAUGAAACACACAAACCCUUAUUACAGUUAAAUGUGAUCUUUUUUUAUGAGAUUUACUUUAUUUCUGUUAUUUUGAAGCGAUGCAGUGAUUGUUUUACUGACUUACAGAAAAUACAGUUAUGUUUGGACAGAGUGUUGACAGCUUUUUUUGAGUCUGCGCCCAAGCUCUUAUCAGCAAUAAAGAUACUUUGCAGUUUUACUUCAGUCAAACAGA
Xyrichtys novacula (pearly razorfish) is the source of this 8573-nucleotide messenger RNA. NCBI's taxonomy places the organism in Eukaryota, Metazoa, Chordata, Actinopteri, Labriformes, Labridae. The record is from the annotation of a GenBank genome assembly.